GAAAGGAGAAAAUGUAAUGACCAUGCAACUGUAAGUGUAGCACCUUUACCCACAGAAUCAUCUCAAAGAUACACAGAUUCCAGUGUCUCCAAUUUCACCAUUGGAUUAUUUGGAAACUCUGCGGCAGUCCAGUUUGGAUGUGACAACAUUUUGAUUGGAGAAAACCAAGUUGAAGAGACAGACUGCAUGACUGUUUUAAUAAAGAGGAAGAUAUUAGAGAAUCAUGUGUCAGUGAUCAACAUGAUAGGCUUACAUGAGACUGAUCUGAACCCUUCUGUUCAAGUUAUCCGUCAUCUUGUGAAGGAAAAUGAAAUCCAUGCCUUCAUCUUUGUUUUGCGUUUGGGUCAGCUUACAGAUGUUGAUAAGAUGGGCAUCGAAUGGCUACAGCGAAUGUUUGGUGACAAAGUUCUUUCAUUUGUGAUGAUUCUCUUCACUUAUGAGAGAGAGGAAGAGUGUGACAAUAUCAUAGAUGAACUGAAGAAAAACCCUGUACUGGAGAAGCUGAUUGAGAAAUGUGGACAAAAUUAUCACAUCUGCAGCAAAAAAAUGAACAACCAAUCAGAGAUGAGAGAAUUGAUGGACCGGAUCAGAUGUCUGUUUAUUGACAAUAAAGAGCAGUGCUACAUUAUUGAGAUGUACAACACAGUUUUAGAAGACCUGCAAAACAAUGAAUAUCAAAGUGAUAAGAGCAGUGGUCUCGUUAGAUCGCAGCCUUUGCAGACCUCUUCCCAGUCUGAAAAAGGAGGCAAACAAAAGCUUUUUGCAGAGCAGCUGAUGCGCAAACUUCAUCUGGAAGACAAACUGAAAACAGCUGAUUUUCUUCAGCUAACUGGACAUUCAGAGUCCCAUGAGUUCUGUACUGUGGAAAAGUUUGCUCAGACUUUUUUAAAAAAAUUACUGAUGAUGGACUAUAGAGCAAAAUGCAUUAAAAUAAAACAAAACUAUGAACAAAAUCACACACAACAAACAGAGAAUGAGUUGUGUGAAGAUGUGGAAGAUGAUUUCAAUACUCUCUUUGAUGAAACUGCUAAACCUGCUGGUGAAACUGACAAAUUAGAGUCCAUACACUUGAUGGAUGCUCAGAUGGCAGUGUUUUAUUGUGCUGAUAGUUCCCUAAAGCAGCUCAUGGUCACUAAACUCUCACAGUGUCAGUUUGCUCUUCCUCUGCUUGUACCAAAUCCAUUCACACAGAAGAUUGAGUUUCCUCUGUGGACAUUUAGACAAAUCAACAAGAGCUGGAAGGUGAUUGACGUUAAAGGUCAAACCUUUAGCAAAACUCAGCCAGUCUAUAAGGCAGAAACACCAAUGGUGGCAUUCUUCAGGUUCGGCUCUGUGUCCUCAUCAAAGUCUCAGCUGAUAAACAGUUUGAUCAAUGAGAAACACAACACAUUCUUCCACAGGAACUGUCCAGGCAGCAGCAGAUCCAGAGAACUGAUGGAUGGGGUGGUGGAGAUCGCCUGGUACUGCCCAUCUGGAGAGGAAACAGAUAAAUUUCCUGACUGUGUUGCUUUUUGUAAUCUUCAUGGUGAUGCAGGAGAAAAUGAGAAACAACUGAAUAUUUUAACUCAGAUGGCUUCUGUAAAUGUUGUUAUUUUACCUCAACUAAACAGGAAUGACAACAGCACGACAAAGAUCCAAAACCUCUACAAAGACUCCAAGCCGCUCAUUUGCCUUUUUACUGAGAGUGAUUCAGCUCUUAAAGAAAUAAGGAAAGGUAAAAAAUACAAAAUGGGAUUGAAAGACAGGAAUCAGUCAGAUGUAAUUGAAGAACUCAGAGGAGCUAUACAAAAUGGACUCUCAUCUUCAGACUCAUCUUCUCUAUUCAAGCUUGAAGAUGUUGCAGAUAAAUCACACAUCACAGUAGAUGAGAAGAUUGAUGAUGAUUGCAGGAAAGGAAAAGAUGCAGCAGAGAAAAUGAUGAGUUUACUGAAGAAUAAAGAUCUGACAGAAAUCAAAGAAUCAUUUCUGCCAUGUCAGGGAAAACUGUGGCAUCAGUGGUGUCUGAAGAAUAAAGAACUACAUCGUCCUACACUGGGUGAACUACAAAAGAGUGAUAACAUAGAAAAAAAACAAAGCUGUAAGAAAUCAGAAAUGCUUAAAAUUCGUGAACUGCAGCACACAUCCGUCUUAAGUGAAUUUAUCCAAAUUUUCAUUCGAGAACUGAAUUCAAAAGAAAGAAAUGAGAUAACAUAUUUUCUUAAGUGGAUUGGGAUCCUACUAGAUGACUUUACCACUGAAACUCUUUCAGCUCUUCAUCAUGAGUAUGAUAAAAAGUGGUCAACAGUCUUAGAUCUUAAAAAGAAACCUGACAAAUCUCAACAAAUGAAAGGUGAACAAGAUGAACUUGAGAGAAUAUCUGAGAAACUACAAGCUGCAACCUUUGGUUUGGAGCACAUACUGAGAGAGAUCAGUCAGAUAUAUGAAUCAUGUUCAUCUGUGAAGAAAAACAAGAAAAAUCUGAAGUUAAACUUCUCUUCUCUUCCGGGUCUUGCAGCAAAGAUGAUGAUGUCUGGAUUUCCACUGGAGCUGAUGGAUGGAGAUGCUGCUCAUGUUCCUCUGAUCUGGGUUACUGCAGUUUUAGAUGAACUCAUCAAGAAACUGGGAGACAAGAGAGUCUUUGUGUUGUCAGUUUUAGGGAUUCAGAGCUCUGGUAAAUCUACCAUGUUGAAUGCAAUGUUUGGUCUGCAGUUUGCUGUCAGUGCUGGUCGGUGCACUAGAGGAGCAUUCAUGCAGCUGGUCAGAGUUUCAGAGGAGAUGAAAGAUCAGCUGAAGUUUGAUUAUAUUCUGGUUGUUGAUACUGAAGGUCUUCGUGCUCUAGAGCUUGCUGGAAGAUCAACAAGAAAUCAUGAUAAUGAAAUGGCCACAUUUGUUGUCGGUCUUGGAAAUAUGACAUUGAUCAACAUCUUUGGUGAAAACACUGCAGAGAUGCAAGACAUCCUUCAGAUUGUUGUUCAGGCCUUCAUGAGGAUGAAGAAGAUCAAACUGAAUCCCAGCUGCAUGUUUGUGCAUCAGAAUGUUUCUGACAUCUCAGCUGGAGAAAAAAACAUGGAAGGAAGAAGACGACUUCAGGAGAAACUGGAUGAGAUGACAAAACUUGCUGCUCAAGAGGAAGAUUGUGUUUUGCAGUUUUUCAGUGAGGUCAUUGCAUUCGAAGUACAGAAUGAUGUAAAGUAUUUUUCACAGCUUUGGGAGGGAAGUCCACCUAUGGCACCACCAAACCCAAACUACAGCAGAAACAUUCAGGAGAUGAAGAGCACCAUUAUCUCAAAAGCAUCAAGAUCAAGCGGCAUUACACUGUCACAGUUCAAAAUGCGUAUUAAUGAUCUUUGGAGUGCACUGCUGAAUGAAAACUUUGUGUUCAGCUUUAAAAACACAAUGGAGAUUGCUGUAUACAGAAGACUGGAAACUAAGUAUAGUGACUGGACUUGGAGCCUCAGGAGUACCAUGAUGAGCAUUGAAGAAAAAUUUUUCAACAGAAUUGCAAAUGGAAACAACAAGGUUCAGAAAAAUGACCUGCUGGCUGAAAUGAAGACAACAAAAGAAGAAGUAGAAAAAUCUAUGAAGUCUUACUUUGAUGAAGACAUAGACAAAGACAUUCUGUGUCAAUGGAGAGGAAGAUUUGAAACCAGAAUUAUAGAUCUUCAUGAUGACCUGGUGAAGGGAACAGAAAGAAAGUUGGAUGAAGCAAUUAAACUGAAAACAGCCAGGGAGAAUUUGGAUAAAAAAAUCACACAGUAUGAAAAUUUGCUUUUUACCCUGAGCAAGGAACUCGCUUUGAGUCUGAAAAUUAAAGGAACAGAUGAACAAGUGCUGAAGGAGGAAUUUGACACAACAUGGAGUGAAUGGGUCACAGCCAUGACAGAAAAUAUUCCUCCAUUGAAAGACUUUGAUGUUUGGGAUGAUGUCACAAACAUUUUAUCUGAAAACCAAGAAUUGACUCUUGUAGUUGAAAGAUUACAUCUUAAAGAAUUUCAAACAAUACCGAUUAGAGGUAAUUAUGAUGACUACAUUUUAAUACAGAAACAUCAAGGGCUUCCUGGGAUAUUUGGAUAUUUUUUAGUUAAAAAGAGCAAGAGCCUGAAUCCUAAAUAUCAUGAGUCUGUAAAGCAACUGAUUCAAAAAAUUAUUGAGGAAACCAAGAAAAUAAUGGAGAAAUCACCAGUCAAAAGACAGGGCUACAAUGUCAGCUACAUUCAGGAGAUAACAGACUGUGUUCAAAAGUCAGUAGAGCAACAUCAAUCUGAAAACCAAAAAUACAAACUGAAAAGAGAGUUUAUCAUAGAUCUCUGUCUCUAUGUUUGUGACAUUGCAAGUGAGAAAUUUACUGAAUGCCACAAGGAAUACAGAGAAACAAAUGAUCUGGGAAUUUAUCUUGAGAAGCAAAAAACUCAAUAUUACAACGUCUUCAAGAACUACUGCAGAGGAGCAACAACAACAACCAUACUGAUCGAUUUUAUCUGCAGCAAACUUGAACCGUCCAUCCUACAAGACAUAUACAAUAAAACUGCUAUUGAUGUUGCAGCACAGAUGAGGACAGAAAUACAAUCAUUAUGUCAGAACAGAUCCAAUCUGGAGAAACACAUUCUGAAAUCACUCGCAGAAAAAGAGGACUUUGAGCAGUACAUACAAUACAUCCAUCAACCCAAAGAACACUUCAAACAAUUCAUAAAGAAUGAAGUGGACAAAUACUUUAUUGAACAAAAUGAAAAGAUUUUAAACAUUUUCAAAGGAAAUCUUGAACAGAAAGGGCAGAUUUUGAGUAAUGCAGUGCAUGCAGUGACAGUUGAGGUCAAAAAUAAGAGAGGAGAUGGCAACAUGUGGUUCACAAGUUUCACCCAAACACUCACAGAUGAGCUGAAAUUCACGGGUGAGGCAUGUGUUGAUCUCAGAGAAAUUGAAGACUUGGAUUUUCUUGGGAAACAUUUGAGUGAAUGUCUGAAUGAAAUGAUGUUAAAGCUACAAAAGAAUUUCACAAGGAUUGGUGACAUUAAAAUGGAAAAUUGCAGGAUGAAACCACAUAAGAUUUUGACUGAUCAUUUCUGUGAGUGUUGUUGGGUUCAGUGUCCUUUCUGUAAAGCAAUCUGCACAAACUCAAUGAAAGAUCAUCCUGGAGAUCACACUGUUCCUUUUCAUCGUAAUAUUGGACUGAAUGGGUGGUAUUACAGAGGAACAACAAACUUGGCUAUUUGUUUCUGCACAACAGAAGUAUCGAGUGAUCGGUACUUUUACCCAAACUCCUCAAGUGACACACUUCCCUGGAAAGAAUACAGAAAAGGAGGUCCUGAAUAUGCAAGCUGGAGCAUCACACCUGACAACUCAGAGCUGCCAUACUGGAAGUGGGUUGUGUGCAGGUUCCAGACAGAUCUGGAGAAGCACUACAGUAAAACAUUCCAGGGAUAUGGUGAGAUUCCAAAAGAAUGGAGAAAGCAAACAAAAAAUGACGCUACUGGUUGUUUAGAUAAAUACAUCUAAUGGAGAACUAACAGAAUUAAACUAUUUUAUAUCAAUUGAAACUGUUCCUGUACUGAUUUUAGAAAAACUGGUUUUGUGAAUAACACAGCUUACCAUUUUGCUUGGAUGCAUUUAUAAGCAUAUUGUAGACUACAGAAAGACAAAUCAUGUUAAAUGCAGUGGGAAAUAUUUAUUGGUUAAAUUUUUGUCUGAAAAAAUAUAUAGUUCAUGAAAGCAAAAUGUGAGAAAUGAGAACAACAUGUUUGAAAGCUCUACCUAUAUAUAAAACAUGUUUUAAUCUUUUAAUCUAAACAGGCAGUGUCUAUAGAAAAUGCAAUUUUUUUGCACUGAAAAAAAUGUAUUGCAGUUCUUGCAUUACUGACAAUGAGAUUAAUCACUUUUAUUGUUUUUCUUACUUUUGUAAGUUGAUUUAGAUAAAGUAAUCUAUUUAAUGCCUAAAUGUAAUGCAACCAUUUUUGUUGUACUUGUAUUAUAGCAUCUGACUAAUCAAUUUUUAAGAAAUACCACUAGAGCUGUUAUGGAACUCAAUACAGCUUCAUCACCCUUGACAACUUUGAGCUGCCAUACUGGACAUGGUUUGUAGGAACCAAUAUAACUUUGUAGCCAGAAUCUCAAUUCAAAGACAUCCACAAGACCAGAAAACCAAAUUUCACUAGUUCGACUGUGAAUUCAGGUCUUAAUGAUUAAUGGUAAACAAACUUGGCUUGCUGUCCUCGAAGGGAGCUCUGUACCUGAGCUCUGAACCUUCAGAUAGAACGAACCUGAGGCUGGGGCUCGAGCCCCAAGUUCAACCCCCUGCAACAGAACUGCAAAGAAGAAGAAAGAGAGAGUGAAGGAGGAGAUGGGGAGGAGGAGGGAUGCCAGAAAAGAAUGCAGCUGGACAGGGAGGCCUGAAGGCUGCCUUAUAUACGCCCAAGACGAUGAUGAUUGACAGGCCUGAAUGUUUAGGCUCCUCCCGAACCUAUAUCCCUAAUAUACAAAAUCUUUAAACCCUUAAUACCUUUAAAACUUUUUAAGUGCAAAAAAAUUGUUUAGUGUUUACUCAUAAUCAUUUGACAUAUACUAUAUUGUAAUUCUAAGUUGUUUAAAAUGUAUGUUUUUGGUUAUGUUAUGUUAAUCCAGAAUUUAAUAAAGAUUAA
Messenger RNA from Paramisgurnus dabryanus, 6611 nucleotides. Its product is annotated as interferon-induced very large GTPase 1-like. NCBI's taxonomy places the organism in Eukaryota, Metazoa, Chordata, Actinopteri, Cypriniformes, Cobitidae. The record is from RefSeq and is a predicted model, not a curated record. Gene Ontology annotation, molecular function: GTP binding.